Arabis nemorensis is the source of this 1071-nucleotide messenger RNA. The record is from the annotation of a GenBank genome assembly. NCBI's taxonomy places the organism in Eukaryota, Viridiplantae, Streptophyta, Magnoliopsida, Brassicales, Brassicaceae.
AUGGGGGCGGUGACGUCAUCAAUGGCUGCUAAGUUCGCCUUCUUCCCGCCAAAUCCGCCUUCGUACGGCGUUGAGGUUGUGACUGGAAAGCUGAGGCUGACGGGGGUUGAGAACGUGAAGGAUAACGUUCAAGUGUUGAGGCUCAAGACCAAGAGAGGGAAUCAGGUGGUUGCGGCGUAUAUUAAAAACCCUACAGCCUCACUCACUCUUCUCUAUUCUCACGGCAACGCCGCCGAUCUCGGCCAGAUGUUCGACCUCUUCUCCGAGCUCAGCCUCCAUCUUCGCGUUAACUUGAUUGGGUAUGAUUAUUCGGGCUACGGGAGGUCUACAGGGAAGCCUAGCGAGCAAAACACGUAUUACGAUAUAGAAGCAGUGUAUAGAUGUUUGGAGGAGAAAUAUGGUGUCAAAGAGCAAGAUGUUAUCUUAUAUGGACAAUCUGUAGGAAGUGGACCAACUUUAGAGUUGGCUUCUCGGUUACCAAACCUCAGAGCGGUUGUUCUUCACAGUGCAAUUGCAUCCGGUCUUAGAGUCAUGUACCCUGUCAAGCGAACUUACUGGUUUGAUAUUUACAAGAAUAUCGAGAAAAUAUCUUCGGUCCAAUGUCCGGUUCUGGUAAUUCAUGGGACAUCAGAUGAUGUUGUUAAUUGGUCCCAUGGGAAGCAAUUAUUCGAUCUCUGCAAAGAAAAAUAUGAACCGCUUUGGAUCAAAGGAGGAAACCAUUGCGAUUUAGAGCUAUACCCACAAUACAUAAAGCAUCUAAGGAAGUUUGUAUCGGCUAUUGAAAAAUCACCUCAUCUUAGAAACGGAUCUGUGCUGCAGACAGAGAAGGCCAGGAGCAGUACGGAUAUUAGAGAACCUGCAAGGCCAAGCACAGACCAAAGAGAGAAAUCAAGAACAAGCACGGAUCAAAGAGAAAUGCAGAAACUGACUAUAGAGGGUAAGGAUAAAGCGAGGGAGAGUGUUGAUAAGCGAGAGAGAACGAGAAAAAGCGUUGAUGGGUCUGAGAAACCAAGUAAUGCCAUGGAGCAGCAACAACAACUAGAGAAAGGGAGGAAUAGCAUUGACAGGUAA